Messenger RNA from Enterobius vermicularis (human pinworm), 231 nucleotides. NCBI's taxonomy places the organism in Eukaryota, Metazoa, Nematoda, Chromadorea, Rhabditida, Oxyuridae. The record is from the annotation of a GenBank genome assembly.
AUGACUUACUUUACGAACUGGGACGAGUUUGGAAAAGCGGUUGAACGGCUUUACCUGAGCAAUCCGGCGCACUGCAGGUUCGUUACAAAGUAUGACCACAAAAAAGGGAAAAUAGUCAUAAAAAUGACUGACGACAUUGUUUGCUUACAGUAUGGCACAGAUCAGUUACAAGACGUAAAACGGCUGGAGAAGCUCACCGCGUCUCUGAUGCGGAACAUUGUAGCUAAAUAA